This is a messenger RNA of Priapulus caudatus, 1077 nucleotides long. RefSeq lists its product as uncharacterized. The record is from RefSeq and is a predicted model, not a curated record. The transcript has a single exon. Gene Ontology annotation, molecular function: nucleic acid binding. Bases 1 to 1077 code for a protein of 358 amino acids. Lineage: Eukaryota; Metazoa; Priapulida; Priapulimorpha; Priapulimorphida; Priapulidae. Gene Ontology annotation, biological process: DNA integration.
AUGGGUUGGUCAAAAAGUGAACCUGAGCCCAAACCAUUCUAUCCAUUUUGUGAUGAACUGAUUGAAGACGAGGGUGUGAUACUGAAAGGUCAGAAAAUAGUGGUACCAAAAGCACUGCAGCGUGAAUACGCUAACUUAGUACAUAGUGGUCAUUUGGGGGCAGAAGCCACCAAGCGUCGUGCAAGAGACAUGUACUGGCCAAGCAUGUGUCGAGACAUAGAUGACAUAAUAGGCCAGUGCAACAUAUGCCAUAGCACAAAAUCGCACCAGUCGAGAGAACCACUACUACCAUAUCCAGUGCCAAGCAGACCAUGGGCAAUAGUCGGAACGGAUCUAUUUGAGUGGCAUGGCAUGAUAUACCUUGUCACAGUAGACUCAUACUCUGGAUGGUUUGAACCGAACACAGUUAAGGACACAUCGACUAAAACAGUAGUGCAGAAACUCAAAUCGCAUUUCUCCAGGUUUGGUAUUCCAGACAUGCUGAUCUCCGAUAGUGGAUCACAGUUCACGUCGAGAGAAUUUAAGGACUUUGCAGUAUCAUGGGGACUCCAUCAUACAAUGAGCAGUCCACAUUUCCACAGUAGCAACGAACUGGCGGAGAAAGCUGUUCAAUCUGCUAAGCAGCUACUUGAGAAAUCGUUCAGAGAUGGCACGGAUCCUUACCUGAACAUUCUGAAUUGGCGCAAUACGCCAAGAGACAACACAUUGGGAUCGCCAGCGCAACGGAAUUUGUCGCAUCGAACAACCACAACAAUUCCUACGGCUGAAGCUCUGUUAAAACCAGAGAUAUUGGACCCUGAGCGGAUCCAACACCAACUGCCAGAGAAAAGACAGCAACAGAAGAAGAAUAUUGACAAGUCAUCUAAACCACUCAUACCUUUGCAGACAGGGGACACUGUUCGUGUGCAAACAGCGAAAGGUUAUGACAAACUAGGUAACGUUGUCAAAUUGGCGGACGAGCCAAGAUCAAAUCUACAGAAGGGAAAGAAUACAGAAGAAACCGACACCAUCUUCUUAAGGUGCCAGCUGUUUCAGCAACACCAAAUGCUGACAUGCUUUCCACUUCAACAACCGUGA